AACUCGGCAGUCAGUCACACAAGUAAAGCAAAAAAGAAAUUUGUGAAAGUUUAUUGGGUUGCUCCUGGAGAUGCACCAAAACAUGUACAGUUCCUAGCCACAGUUGUGAAGAAAUACAAGACUUUCUGGGUAAAGAUUCCUGGUGCCAUUGUUUCUCAGCCUAAUGCACCAUCCCCAACAACACCCUUUCAUAAAACAUCAGAGACUGUAUCUACUUCGCAUCCAAUUUCCUACUUAACAAAGCCAUUCAAUGCGUCAGGUUGUGGAAAUACCAAGUUCUGCGUUAGGAACCCAUCAAGCUGUGAUCCUGAAAGUGCAUCCUGUUUUUUUCUGUCCUUCCGACAAGAGAAGAGUUCAGUGCUCAUUGAAAUGAGUGGUCCCAGUGAGGGAUAUUUAGCCUUUGCAUUGUCCCAUGACCAGUGGAUGGGUGAUGAUGAUGCAUAUCUGUGUGUUAAUGAGGACCACCAUGUUAGCAUAAGCACUGGCUACCUGAAGGAACGAAGUCCUCCUGUUUUGGAUUCAGAGAACGCCCUUGAAGAUGUGUCAUGGAGGCUUGCAGAUGGUGUUCUUCAGUGUUCUUUCAGAAGGAAUAUUCAUCUUACUGCUCAUAAAGGGAGGUUUAAUCUGAAUGCCAGUUACUACAUCUUUCUGGCAGAUGGGGAAGCUGGUGAAGGAGGACUAAUACAUAAACAUCAUCGUCAGCCUCUGAUCACCAGUGGAACAUACAAUAUCACAGGCCUCCCACAGGAUAUUGGAGGCUCCCGCUCACCUCAACUUAUCAAGACUCAUGGUGUUCUAAUGUUUGUUGCGUGGAUUACUACAGUUAGCAUUGGUGUUAUUGUUGCACGAUUCUUCAAGCCUGUCUGGUCUCAUUCAUACCUGUUUGGAAAGGAGAUGUGGUUUCAGGUACAUCGUAUGCUUAUGCUGACCACAGUCAUGCUUACAAGCAUUUCUUUUGUUUUGCCUUUUAUAUACCGAGGAGGAUGGAACAAACAAGCAGGUUUUCAUCCAUACCUCGGCUGUACUGUGAUGGCUCUGGCAAUUUUUCAGCCCCUUAUGGCAGGUUUCAGACCGGCUCCACAUGCACCAAGGAGGCAAUUGUUUAACUGGUUUCACUGGAGUACUGGUACAACAGCUAGAAUACUAGCUGUUGUGACUAUGUUCUUGGGAAUGGAUCUACCAGCACUUGACCUCCCAGACCCAUGGGAUACCUAUACAAUGUUUGGUUUUGUAGCUUGGCAUGUUGGAAUUGAUGUUCUUCUGGAAAUACACAGCUACUGCCUCAUACGUAAAGUUGAAGUGAUAGAGGAUGACAGAAUACAGAUACUGCAGUCGCUCACAUCUGCAGAAGCAGAGGGUCACCUGUUUAAACAGAUCGUGCUAACCAUCUAUGUCUGUGGAAAUAUAGUGUUCCUCAUUGUCUUCCUGAUAGCAAUCAACCAAAUCUGAAAUUAGUCCAUCCAGGAAAGUCUUCAAGAGUUUUGCAAAGA
Molecule: messenger RNA, 1490 nt
Organism: Tinamus guttatus (white-throated tinamou)
Lineage: Eukaryota; Metazoa; Chordata; Aves; Tinamiformes; Tinamidae
Source: RefSeq, a predicted model, not a curated record